GACAUUGAACGCAGCAGUGGACUUGUCGCACAUCGAAACUAUGGUGUAGAUAAAAACAGUCUUUUCAAACUUAAGAUUAACUUUAAGCUACAAUGGACGACCGUCAACUUGAUCUGACAGACGAACAGAAAGCUACCAAAUCAAAAUACCCACCGAUCAACAAAAAAUAUGAAUACUUGGACCACACAGCAGAUGUACAAAUUCACUCCUGGGGACACUCCUUGGAGGAAGCCUUCGAGCAGUGUGCAAUGGGGAUGUUUGGCUACAUGACGGAUACAGAGACGGUGGAACCACUCGAUACUGUUGAAGUGGAAUCAGAGGGUGAUGAUAUGGAGUCUCUCCUUUUCCACUUUUUAGACGAUUGGUUAUACAAGUUUAGUGCCGAUCUGUUCUUUGUCCCGAGGGAAGUCAAAGUUUUAUCCCUUGACAGAAUGCAUUUCAAGAUUCGCUCGAUUGGAUGGGGUGAAGAAUUUUCUUUGGCAAAGCAUCCACAGGGAACUGAGGUGAAAGCCAUCACAUACUCCGCCAUGCAGAUCUAUGAUAAAGAAAAACCAGAAAUAUUUGCCAUCAUUGAUAUUUGAGGACACCGGUGGAGACGGGUCACAGUCCUGGUUCAUUGAAAAUGUAAAUGUUUACAGCCUUGUCAAGUGGCCUUUUUAUUUCAGGCACUGAUUAUUAACUAGGAAUAUCUGUUUUACAGUUAGUGAACCUUUUACUAACUCUCUGAAAGUUAUUUUAAAGAAUUUGAAACGUCACCAACGUGUCAUCUUGGAAAUCAGAGGAAUAUCGAAUGUAAACAAACCAAAAGCAACGAUACACUGGAAGUACAUUUCCUGUAAUAACCAAGAUGUUUAUUUAGCCGUUCUUUUAAUAAAUCAGAUUUAGAACGAUGAGUUUUAUUAUAUUU
Molecule: messenger RNA, 907 nt
Organism: Nematolebias whitei (Rio pearlfish)
Lineage: Eukaryota; Metazoa; Chordata; Actinopteri; Cyprinodontiformes; Rivulidae
Gene: tslig1
Product: zinc finger and BTB domain containing 8 opposite strand
Exons: 7
Coding region: 93-581 (162 amino acids)
Biological process (GO): tRNA splicing, via endonucleolytic cleavage and ligation
Cellular component (GO): tRNA-splicing ligase complex
Source: RefSeq, a predicted model, not a curated record